GGAGUGUGUGUAAGUAUGUUCGCCGAUUGGAUGUGCAUGUGGGUGGGGUGUGUAUAAAUUCAGCGAUUGGUAUCACACCAACCCUUUAUGUCUUUUUUCGACUUGGAACGGGUAUUCACUUUCUGUCUUCUCACCUACGCACGAUGUGUCGUGUCAAAGCAAGCAAGUUACGCAUUUAAUCAGAGUGCACUGCGGUGGGGUGCGCAUUGAUCUUUAUUGAAGGAAAUAUUGUGUCAUUUUUUUGUAGAGUGUUGUUCGACUUUCUCAAGUUUUUCACCAAACAGUUUUUAACUCAGCCAGCAUGAGAUUUAAAAUUUGGUGUGUCUCUGUGGUCGUCGUUCUUGUUUCCAUGGCGACCGUCGCGGCCGUGACGGUGCGGGAGAUUGAGAAACUGAAGGCGAACAUUGUGGCACAGGAGGCGGCUAUGAGGAUAGGCAGUGGGGUGGAGCUGAACGGGAAUGAGAUGCUUUUGGAUUUUUUCCUACAAGAGCAAAAAGAAAUGGUAAUGGAAAACAGCCGUAAGAACAGACAGACCUACCUACCAGCUGGCAGCUUCUACAAGGUGAAACCGAACGUCAGUGAAGAAGCGAUCUACAAAAUCAUUCAGUUAAUGCCGAAAGGGGCCGGCCUUCAUCUUCACGACGCGGGUCUGACCAGCAGCCAUUGGGUCAUCCAAAAUUUGACAUACAGAGACAAUGUCUACAUGAAGGUGGACGAGCAUGACUUUGUCUUCUUUGCGGUCUUUGACGGAAACCCGGGAAAUCUUACAGAGUGGGAACAAGUACAAGCCCGACGUAGUGCUGCUGGAAAUGUCGAGCAGUUUGACGAAAAGCUACGCCAAAACAUCAGUCUGCUGUCCACCGACCCGCUUACAACAUACUCCACCACGGCCGAAGUUCGGCAACGUUUUGAGAGGUACCUGCAGCAGAUGAGAUAUCUGCUGUACAACACUGAGAUCAUGAGAGACUACUUCAGACAAGCGCUGGAGGAAUUCAAGGCAGACAAUGUGCAGUACAUCGAAGUGCGGAGUAUUUUGUCUAUGUUCACGAGUAAUGUCAAGGACGCACUACGGAUGUUCGACCAGGUGGUGCACGAGUUCAAGAAAGACAACCCGGACUUCAUUGGAGCCAAGAUAAUCAUGACGAGCCUCAGACACCCCCUGCAGGAGACUGUGGCCGAGGAAGUGCAGACGGCGCUGACAGCAAGGGCCGCUUACCCUGACCUAGUGGCGGGGUUUGACCUGGUGGAAGAAGACGAAAACGGCAGACCACUGUCCUUCUACCUGCAAUCUCUGACUGCGACUGAUGGGAAACUGCCUUACUACUUCCAUUCUGCUGAAACCAAAUGGCAAGACACCGAAGUCGAUCGGAAUGUUAUCGACGCCCUCCUCCUGAACACACGGCGCAUCGGGCACGGCUACGGCCUGCUCAAGCACCCCAAGGCACUGGAGAUGGUGAUGACGAAAGACACGGCCAUCGAGAUCAACCCUAUCUCAAACCAGAUACUCGGCCUUGUCUCGGAUCUGAGAAACCACCCCAUGGCAAUGCUGGCCUCACAGACAUACCCGGUAGUGGUCAGCUCGGACUACCCCGCCGCCUGGGAAGCGGCACCCCUCUCCCACGAUUUCUACGUCGUGUUCAUGGCGACGUCAGGCCAGAAAACAAGUCUUCCCUUUCUGAAGCAACUGGCCGUCAACUCUAUUAGGUACAGCAGCAUGACGCCAUUCGACAAACAUGUAGCACUGAACAAAUGGAGCCAGAAAUGGGACGAGUUUGUGAACAAGACCCUCACCCUCUUCAACCUAACAAUCCACACCCACUCUACAAACGGACUAAGUCCUUCACAAACGCCUGCGGGUGUUGUCUUUCUCUUCACCGUCGCUUGUUUCUCGUUGAUCGUCAAAGUUGUCAUUUGAGUACAAGUUGUAUUGACAGAAUCUACAAUACAAGUUGUAUCUACAGAAUCUAAAAUACAAGUUGUAUUGAAAGAAUCUACAAUACAAGUUGUAUUAACAUAAUCUACAAUACAAGUUGUAUUGACAUAAUCUACAAUACAAGUUGUAUUGACAGAAUCUACAAUACAAGUUGUAUUGACAUAAUCUAUAAUACAAGUUGUAUUGACAGAAUCUACAAUACAAGUUGUAUUGACAUAAUCUACAAUACAAGUUGUAUUGACGAAAUCAA
Molecule: messenger RNA, 2183 nt
Organism: Physella acuta
Lineage: Eukaryota; Metazoa; Mollusca; Gastropoda; Physidae
Product: adenosine deaminase AGSA
Biological process (GO): inosine biosynthetic process; adenosine catabolic process
Molecular function (GO): adenosine deaminase activity
Source: RefSeq, a predicted model, not a curated record